Molecule: messenger RNA, 858 nt
Organism: Humulus lupulus (European hop)
Lineage: Eukaryota; Viridiplantae; Streptophyta; Magnoliopsida; Rosales; Cannabaceae
Product: putative invertase inhibitor
Exons: 1
Coding region: 1-858 (285 amino acids)
Molecular function (GO): enzyme inhibitor activity
Source: RefSeq, a predicted model, not a curated record
AUGCACAACAACAAAAAUCACCAUUACCGGCGGAGGAGCCCGCCGGUAAUACAUGGUAUAUCCGCCGGUAUUUGUUAUUACCGGCGGAAAUCCGCCGGUAAAGUCCCGCCAUUAAUAAACGGUCGGUAUUAUCACCAUUACCGACCGUUUGACACUACCCGCCGGUAUUGCACUAUUACCGGCGGAUUAAUAGAGGCGGGCGUCCGCCGGUGUUGUGCAACGCUGACACCGUUUGACCGGAUUAUUACCGGCGGGUUCAUCAUGAGAACUCAUAUUUUUCCUUUCCUCAAUAUUUUACUUCCUCUUUCCUUCUCUUUCAUCCUCUCAACUUUCCAUCUCUCCCUAGUAGCUUCUUCUUCUUCAAAUCUCAUCCAAGGCACCUGCAAAAAGUGUUCCGACACCGACCCAAAUCUCAGUUACAACUUUUGCACAGUCUCCUUCGAGUCUUCUCCCGACGGUCGCCGGUGCGCCGAUCUCCGAGACUUGGGUCUCGUCUCGAUAAGAUUGACCAAAAACAACGUGACUUCUACUAGGCAUUUCAUAAAACACCUUCUCCACAAUGACAAUAAUAAGAAGAAAUUGGACCCUUAUGUGAAGGCUUGCUUGAGAGACUGUAUGGAGCUGUUUAAUGAUGCGGUGUUGACAAUCAAAGUGGCUGUGAAGGAUUACAAGGCGAAGCGAUACGAUGACGCGAAUAUAGGUUUGAGUUCGGUGAUUGACGCUUCAUCGACGUGUGAGGAUGGGUUUAAGGAGACCGAUGAAACCAAAAAGCACGUUGUUUCGCCUUUGUCGAAGAGAAUGGCAGGCCAGGGCCUCCAGGCGGAGGCGGAGGGCUGGGCAGGAGUGACGCCGGAGUGA